GAGAGGAGGUCGAUCGUUCCCCAUCUCUCUCGCCUCAGCUUCUCCUCCCUCCUCUCGUCGGCGACGCACUCCACGGCGGCGCUUCUCCACCGGCGGGGAAGCGCCGGUGCUCCUCUCCGGCGACGCACGACAUGGGGAAUUUCGCAUCGAGUGAUGCUUCUUCUUCAGUCAAAGAGGCACAAAGGGUAUCAGCAACCACCUGCUUGCUACCACAUCUAAUCUCCACGCCAUCACCGAAUCUGGUGCCCAAGGACUCAAGGAGGAACCACUGGGACUCUGAGAGCAUUCAAGAUUGGUUGGAGAUGGCUGAAUCGGCCGGGCCGCGGGUGUACAGCUGCUGCCAUUGCCGGAACCGCGUCUGCCUCCACGACGAUAUCAUCUCCAAGGCCUUCCAGGGGAGGAAUGGCCGCGCAUUUCUCGCCUCUCACGCCAUUAACAUCACCAUGGGGGCCAAGGAGGACAGGCAGUUCAUGACGGGGCUUCACACGGUCGCCGACAUCCACUGCCGUGACUGCCGCGAGGUGCUCGGAUGGAAGUACGAGAGAGCCUACGAGGAAUCCCAAAAGUACAAGGAAGGCAAGUUCACAUGGUGGCCGAGCUACAGCCCAUGGUGGGCAAGCUCCAGCACCGCGUGGAGCCAUGGCAGGGGCGGUGGCUUUCUAAAGCCGCCCGAACGGUGCUAGUCAACUCGUCCCUAUCCAGCCUGCUCUUAUUCAUAAUGAGCUUCUACAGCCUGCCCGAGACUCUACACCAUGAGAUUGCCAGGGUCCAGGGUCGCUUCUACUGGGCCGGUGAGGGAGACAAGCAGAAGUACCACAUGGUACGAUGGUCUGAGAUUUGUAAGCCUCGCGAUCAGGGCGGGCUUGGGAUAAUGUGCUCCAAGCGGAUGAACAUUGCCCUCCUAACUAGAUGGCUUUGGCGGAUUACGAACGGCGAGGGUGACCUUUGGCUUCGCAUCAUUCAGCAGAAAUACCUACGAGACCGACCCCUCGCCUUUUGCCAGCGGUCCGGUGGUUCCCAG
This is a messenger RNA of Triticum dicoccoides, 1021 nucleotides long. Its product is annotated as protein yippee-like At4g27745. The coding region runs from base 132 to 683 and encodes 183 amino acids. The transcript has 4 exons. NCBI's taxonomy places the organism in Eukaryota, Viridiplantae, Streptophyta, Magnoliopsida, Poales, Poaceae. The record is from RefSeq and is a predicted model, not a curated record.